Molecule: messenger RNA, 1794 nt
Organism: Vanessa tameamea
Lineage: Eukaryota; Metazoa; Arthropoda; Insecta; Lepidoptera; Nymphalidae
Product: zinc finger protein 596-like
Exons: 7
Coding region: 279-1529 (416 amino acids)
Biological process (GO): regulation of transcription by RNA polymerase II
Cellular component (GO): nucleus
Molecular function (GO): DNA-binding transcription factor activity, RNA polymerase II-specific
Source: RefSeq, a predicted model, not a curated record
UAUUGUAUGUAACCUUUAUUAUCGACUCACGAAAUGGCGGUUUACUUUAUCUAGAAACGUCGUAUUCGUUAAGAACUACCGAUUAGCGGUUAUGUGAUUGUACUAUUUCUAUAUUAUAAGCAUUCAGACACAAUGCAUUUUCGGUAAAUGUCAUGUCAUUUUGACAUUUUUAAUUUUUUCACAAACUCCAUAGUACCGCAUUUUUCUUUUAUUUUCUUUUUUUUAAUUAAAAAAAAAAAACGAGCACCAAUCUAUUCCCAGAAUCGGAUCGAAGAAAAAUGACGACUCGUAACAUUCGAACAGUUAAUGUAGUUCCUAUACCUAAAAUAAAAAAAGAGAGAUUUAGCGAUCAAGAAGACGAAGACACAGUGUCGUGUAGAAUCUGCAAUAAGGGCUUCAUAACAGAAAAGGCUCUGUUAAAUCAUGCAAGAGUGGAACAUAUAGAUGAAUACAUGGCUGGGCAAGAUUUGUGUCUAAGAAAACAUGUAAAGCAGAAACGUAAAUACACAGAGGAUGAAAAGCGUACCAUUGAAUUGAAAACAGAGGAAUUGAUAUCAUCGAUGGAACCGACUGAUAUCAUGAGCCUGGCCUCAAAUGACGUCAGUUAUAUUAUAAUUAAGGCUAACGGGCAACCGGAGAUUAAGAAAUGGAAGAAGGAUAAGUUAAAGGUAGAGAAAGAAAAACCUGAGAAAGUUGUAAAGACUGUUGUAAGGAAGGAAAGAGAAGUAAAAGCUAUUAGCGGCCCGUUCGAAUGCCUGCAGCCGUCGCCGCACAGCAGCGAGGGCCUGUGCCACCAGAUGUUCCUGUCGUGCUGCGCGUACUCCGCGCACCACCGCGACGAGCACACGCGCCGCCGCAAGGCGCUGCGGUGCCAGGUGUGCGAGAAGCCGCUCGCCCUCGCGCCGCAGGACGCGCACGCCUGCCAGAUAUGCGGAAUGGGUUUUGAAAAUUCCAAAGAUCUAUUCGACCACAGUCAGACGGCGCACAUUAAACUCAAACCCUUCCAAUGCACGAUAUGCCAGAAACGCUUCACCCAACAAGGGGGCGUGCAGCAGCAUAUGCGAAUGCACACCGGCGACCGGCCAUUCCCAUGCACGUUUUGCCCGAAGGCCUUCACACAAAAAUCUGGCCUCGAUCAACACCUACGGAUACACACGAAAGUGAAACCUUACAGAUGCAUCAUAUGCAGUAAGGCUUUCUCGCAGUCCGUGCACCUUCAGCAGCACAUGCGGACGCACACUAACGUCGCACCAUUCCAAUGCGGGAUAUGCCAGAAACGCUUCAAGCAGAGCAGCCAUCUAAACUACCAUCUGAAAUACCACAAUCCAGCGAACAUGACCGAUGAACAGAAGGAGAGAUACGCGAAGUUGGUCCAGCUGAUGGGUCAAGGUGAAAUGGUCGAGGUGGAGAUCGACACUAGCCAACCGGAAGUGAUGCUGGAACAGGUGCAGAGCGAUGACAUUGCGACGUGUGUGGUCGACGAUAGCGGGAACUGGUGUGAGGUGAAAGGUGAUGAACAAACAUUGUGAUCCAAAUGGUAUUUACAUAAGUGAACUAUGAGCUGUUUCCAUAAGUGAUGUCCCAUCGCUGGUCGAAGGAUUAUUAGGAAACAAGAAUCUUCCAGAAUGCUGUUUCGUGCAAAUUAAAUGUAUUUUUGGCUCAAAUUGAACACUGAACUUUAAAUAUGUAAUACUGUAUAUUCCGAUGGUAGGAUUUUAAGAUAAACAAACUUUAGAUGUUGCAUGCAAUUUGCUUAUAGCUCUGUUAUAUUACACAACAAACAGUUCUUGAUUA